Molecule: messenger RNA, 1402 nt
Organism: Clupea harengus (Atlantic herring)
Lineage: Eukaryota; Metazoa; Chordata; Actinopteri; Clupeiformes; Clupeidae
Product: RE1-silencing transcription factor-like
Exons: 2
Coding region: 371-1402 (343 amino acids)
Source: RefSeq, a predicted model, not a curated record
AGAGAGAACUUCAGAGUCAGAUGGACACACACAGAAAGGUUCUCAAGAGAAGACCCAGACUCAAAGCAGUCAUGAGGAAGGAGGAGGACUACACCAAAAGGGUUCACCAGAGGAAGAAAGAGGAGGACUACACCAAAAGGGUUCACCAGAGGAGGAGAGUCAGACAGUGAAGCAUGGUCAAGAAGAGGAAACACAGGCAAAGACGGAUAAACAACAUUGGGAAAUACAAACAGAGAAAGCGAAACUGGAUAACGAAAUACAAACAGAGAAAGCUAAACUGGAUAAUGAAAUACAAACACUGAAGCAUAAACAGGAGAAGGAAAUUCCGAUACUGAAGGAUAAACUGGAAGAGGAAACACAGACCGUGAAAAUGAAAGAAGACGAGGAAAUGCAGACUGUAAAAGACAAAGAGAGAGAGGCCAUGAGGGCAGCAGAGGACCGGCCAGACGAGGAAAUGCAGACGGUCAAGAAUGAUCAGGAGGAAGAUACGAGGGUAGUUACGGAAGAAGACGGAAUGCAGACUUUGAAAGAUAAACAAGAGAAAAUGCAGUCGCAGAUGGACAAAGAUGAAACACGUCACAGUCCAGACGUACAAGAGGUCCAGAUGAGCACGGGUCAAGAGGUCCAGAUGAACACGGGUCAAGAGGUCCAGAUGAGCACGGGUCAAGAGGUCCAGAUGAGCACUGGUCAAGAGGAAUGGGAAGGGCAGACAGAGCAGGGGCAAGAGGAGGAAAAAGCACAAACAUCACAGGGUGAGAGUGAAGAGGUUGGACAGACAGAAAUGAAACUAGUUACAGUUACCCGCAAAGAGGUUUCAAACAAAGAUGACUUGCAUACAGACCGAGGUGAACAGGAAGACGGAGUGCAAGCGUGCAGCAGACCAGAGGAGGAGGGGCAGCCUGACGGGGAGGAUGUGGAGAAGAGUGAAGACGACAAAGAAGAAACAGACGUGUCAUCACUUGGCCAGGACAUGAGGCCGCAAGACUCGGCAUCCUCAUCCUGCACACCUCCUCAGGCGUUCUUGAACUUUGACCUCAUGCCUCCUCCGCCACAGAGGUCACUGGACACGGAGUGCAGCUCCCCAACGGAGAACUCACAAACAGAUGUUGGACCCCUCGUGCAAGGUGACGACCACCACAGUCCUCUCAAGGAGAGGCACAGCGACGCCCUGACCGCAACAAAACAAACCAUUCAAGAUCAAGAGCGACCGCGAGAGACAGAGGUGAUGACGGAGGAUACGGAUGCAAUGGAGGGACACUCUAAGUCCACGGAUCAGGAGACACGGGAACACAUGGGAGAGAUCGAGAGCAGGAAGAACCUUCAAGAGGAGGCUUCUGUUAACACCCCAACGACAACAGCACAAGAGAGAUCUGCUCAUCAUUUCCCAGCAGACCACAGUUGA